AUGGUGGAAUUGUUAUUUAAAAUUAAAUAUGAAAGUAUUAAGGGCGUGUUAACGAAAAUGAUUCGAAAAAAUUUAACGAGAAGUCAAGAACAGAAAUUUAUUUUAAUGAUAUCUGAUAACUUUUUUAGAAAAAGAAAAGAGUUUAUGCUAAAAUUAUUAGAACAUUCUAUAUUUAGAAAUGAAAUGUUCAUUACCGCUUUGAUUAAGGUAUUAUACUCAUUUAAGAUUCAUUUAUUGUUUACUUCUAUAAAGAUCAUUAUCAACCAAUUGUAG
Molecule: messenger RNA, 273 nt
Organism: Hepatospora eriocheir
Lineage: Eukaryota; Fungi; Microsporidia; Hepatosporidae
Source: the annotation of a GenBank genome assembly